AUGACCAAGAUCCUCGCGUCCACUGCCGCCGUGGCCACUCUCGUCCUGGGCCUCCUCUCCGGUGUCCACUCGCACAUGUGCAUCAAGAACCCUCAUCCCCGUGGCUUGCCGGACUCUUAUGGUGGCACGGUCCAACCCUUUGACUACGACAUCCUCAGCCCCCUGGAUCAGCCCUCGGGUCGUACCUUCCCUUGCCAGGGCAAGCCCACUGGCCCCAUCCUGGCCACGCUGCAGGCCGGCACCAACUACACGGUCAACAUCGGCGGCAACUGGCCCAACCCCGCCACCCACGACGGCGGCCACGUCCAGAUCGCCAUCUCGUAUGACCUGUCGCUGAGCUACACCGCUUCCAACUGGGUUGCUGUUUUCACUGCUGCCCAUGGCACCUGGGACCCCACUCCCGUCGAAGCUGGCUACAUGUUCACCUUCACUGUUCCUCCCACGAUCCCGAACUCGGCCCAUGCUGUUCUCUCCUGGGUCUGGAUCAACGCCAUUGGCAACCGUGAGCUCUACACCAACUGUGUCGACGUCAGCAUCGUCGGCGGCUCCAGCAGCUCCUCGGCUACUCUCGUGGGCCCCCAGCUCUUCAUUGCCAACUACCCCGGCUACCCGACCAUCCCGGAAAUGGACCCUGGCGUCGAUGAUGGAUCCGAGUACCUUUGGGAUCGCCCUAUCAUCUCGAUCACUGCGGGCCCGCAGACGGCCACUCCCACCAUCGUGACGACCUCGGCUACUCCCACCACUACCACCACCACCACCACCACCACCACCACCACGACCACCACUACCACCACCACUCCUAAAACGACCACGACCACCACGACCACCACUCCUAAAACGACCACCACCACCACUCCUAAAACGACCACCACCACCACUCCCAAGACCAGCCCCACCACCACCUCCAAGACCACCACGACCACCAGUGCCAGCCCCAGCACCACGGCCUCGUCCUGCACCCCCGGUGCCUAUGCCUGCAGCGCCUCCGGCACCGACAUUCUCGUCUGCAACUACAGCAACCAGUUUGUCGUCAUUGGUUCCUGCUCGACCGGAUAUACGUGCGAUCCGGCCACCUUCACGUGCCACUAA
Polychytrium aggregatum is the source of this 1089-nucleotide messenger RNA. RefSeq lists its product as uncharacterized. The record is from RefSeq and is a predicted model, not a curated record. The coding region runs from base 1 to 1089 and encodes 362 amino acids. The transcript has 5 exons. NCBI's taxonomy places the organism in Eukaryota, Fungi, Chytridiomycota, Chytridiomycetes, Polychytriales.